UCCAUCUCGAAGACUCUAACACCUCACCCUUCGAAAUGCGGCCUAUUUUGCUUUCCGGCCAUGAGCGGUCCCUGACCCAGAUCAAGUUCAACAGCGAUGGCGAUCUCCUCUUCUCCGUCUCGAAGGAUAAGAUUGUGUGCGCAUGGUGGUCCGCCAAUGGCGAGCGUCUCGGUACCUACAACGGCCACCAGGGUGCUGUCUGGACAGUCGACGUCAGCCCCAACACCAUUCUUCUUGCAACCGGAUCAGCAGACAACACCGUGCGUCUAUGGAACGUCAAGACCGGCGAGUGUGUGAAGGUGUGGGAAUUCUCGACAGCCGUCAAGCGCGUGUCAUUCUCCCCCGAUGGAAACAGACUUUUGGCAGUGACGGAAAAGCGCAUGGGUUUCAAUGGUACUAUCGCAGUUCUCGAUAUCAGCUACGGCGAAAACCUGAGCGCGCAGGCCGCCGAGCCCACCUUGACCAUCGUUUGCGAGGAGAGCAAGGCCACCGUGGCGGGGUGGAGUUUCCUGUCCAAGUACAUCAUUGCGGGGCACGAGGAUGGCAGCGUCAGCCAGUAUGAUCCUAAGUCUGGAGAUCAACUCGAGAACGUGCAAAUCCACGAAUUCGAUAGCCAAAUAACCGACAUUCAGUUCGCACCCGAUCGUCUGUCUUUCAUUACCGCGUCGAAAGACAAGUCAGCCAAGCUCCUGUCCUCCCGCAACCUCGCCAUCCUCAAGACCUAUAUCUCCGACACUCCUCUCAACACUGCUAGUGUGACACCCAAGAAGGAAUUCGUCAUCCUUGGUGGUGGUCAAGCCGCCAUGGAUGUCACCACCACCUCCGCCCGCCAGGGUAAAUUCGAAGCUCGAUUCUACCACAAAGUGUUUGAAGAUGAGUGCGGCCGCGUUCGUGGCCACUUCGGUCCCCUUAACACUAUCGAUGUUCACCCCGCAGGCACCGCAUACGCCUCCGGUGGUGAGGACGGUUACGUUCGUGUCCACCACUUCGACAAGUCAUACUUCGACUUCAUGUACGAGGUUGAGCGGGAGCAAGCGCGGAAGUAAAGAGAGGAUGAGGUGAAGAAUGUUGGGAUGCGUCGUGUGUAUGUGUUUACGAGGCGAAAAGACUUGGGACGAAUCCCCCAAGUCCCGCAUACGGAAUGGGAUGACCCUCCGGUCCACGAUUUUCUCAUUUCAUUGAUUCCAUGAUCAAAUCGGAGUUGGUACCUUGUGUUUCUGUCUUUGUUUAAUAAAAAGAUG
Messenger RNA from Penicillium mononematosum, 1241 nucleotides. RefSeq names its product translation initiation factor eIF3 subunit i (gene tif34). Bases 36 to 1046 code for a protein of 336 amino acids. The transcript has 5 exons. Gene Ontology annotation, biological process: cytoplasmic translational initiation. Lineage: Eukaryota; Fungi; Ascomycota; Eurotiomycetes; Eurotiales; Aspergillaceae. The record is from RefSeq and is a predicted model, not a curated record. Gene Ontology annotation, cellular component: eukaryotic translation initiation factor 3 complex, eIF3m; cytoplasm. Gene Ontology annotation, molecular function: translation initiation factor activity; protein binding; RNA binding.